AUGGGGUGGCCACAGUGCAAUACCACCGAGGAGGACAUGUUGAUCACCGAGGAACCCAUAUGGCACGAUUACACCUUCCACCGCCUGGGUCUCUGGCUCUCUGCCGUCUUUAGCAUCAUCGCUAUAGCCGUGUCCUUCUUCCUCAUCUUCAUGCACGCAACACAUUACCACAAACCCUUUCAACAGCGCCAUAUCAUCCGCAUCCUGUUCAUGGUCCCCGUCUACGCCGCUGUCUCCUUUCUCUCCUUCUACUACUACAACCACAGCGUCUACUUCGAAGUCCUGCGAGACUGUUAUGAAGCCUUCGCCAUCGCCUCCUUCUUCAGCCUGCUUUGUUCAUACAUCGCCGCCGAUCUGCACCACCAGAAGAUCUACUUCCGUUCGAUAACGCCAAAGAAUUGGGUCUGGCCCAUGAAAUACUUCCAGAAGUGUACAGGAGGUGAGGACAAGGGUUGGUUGCGCAAGCCCCAAAGCGGCCUGACUUGGUUCAAUGUCAUCUGGGUCGCCGUCUUUCAGUACUGCUUCAUUCGUGUCUUCUGCACCAUUGUCGCCGUCGUCACUCAAGCAUUCGACCGCUACUGUCUGGAGUCGCUCAAUCCCGCCUUUUCCCACAUCUGGGUCAUGCUCAUUGAAGCUGUUGCCGUCACCAUCGCAAUGUAUUGCUUGAUCCAGUUUUACAUCCAGCUGCGCAUGGACAUUCAGCACCACAGGCCCCUUCUCAAGGUCCUCGCCAUCAAAUUGGUCAUCUUUUUGAGUUUUUGGCAGACCAUAGCCAUCUCCUUCCUGACCAGCUCUGGCGCAGUCAAACCAAACAACAAAAUCCAGACUCCCGACCUGAAAGUCGGGAUUCCUGCCAUGCUGCUGUGCAUUGAAAUGGCCCUUUUUGCGAUCUUGCAUCUGUGGGCAUUCAGCUGGAAACCGUACACAAUGGGGUCGAAAACCUACGUUGCUGAAAAUGUUCCCGGUGAAGAGACUGGCGGUCGAUCGUACAGGGGGGGCUUUCUCGGUUUGAAAGCUAUCUGGGAUGCUUUCAACCCCUGGGAUAUGUUCAAGGCAACUGGUCGUGCCGCAAAGUGGCUGAUGCGAGAUCGGAAACACCGACAUAAAGACCUGAGUUACGACUUAUCACGAAAGACCACCACCGACGGCUACAGUGCAGAGGGUCAAAAGUUGACGAAUCUUAACGCGUCGACCGCAUAUGGUGGAGGAGGCCCACAGCAACGAUUUGCUAACGGCGACGUUGACGAAGGCCAGAAUCUGCUGGCAAACAGCCAGUCCAUGCCAAUGUCACGACCGAUUAUCGCUCGUAUGGACAGCGACCGAAGUGAUAGGCCAAAUGAAUAUUACGAUACCAGUGAUAUUGGUCUUGCAACAUCGAGCUAUGAGGACAACCGAUAUCAACCCAAUCACCAACCGAACCCGAGCUAUUACCCUCAACCACAGUACCAAGCCUAUGGUGGACAAGAGACGGGGGUUGCCCCAGCCCCGUAUCCCGAUCAGAGGGGUGAACAGUCUGGCCAGGUGAGACGAGAUAAUAGAGUCUCAAUGCCAUUCAUCCCCGGUGCGCCAUUGCCUGGGAGCUCAGAUCCAAGGCAGAAAGCCGGCGGUGGACCUGGACCUGGACCCGGACCCGGACCUGGACGCCCUGGCGGCUUCAUGUAA
Molecule: messenger RNA, 1662 nt
Organism: Exophiala aquamarina CBS 119918
Lineage: Eukaryota; Fungi; Ascomycota; Eurotiomycetes; Chaetothyriales; Herpotrichiellaceae
Exons: 1
Coding region: 1-1662 (553 amino acids)
Biological process (GO): transport
Molecular function (GO): transporter activity
Source: RefSeq, a predicted model, not a curated record